Molecule: messenger RNA, 2322 nt
Organism: Truncatella angustata
Lineage: Eukaryota; Fungi; Ascomycota; Sordariomycetes; Amphisphaeriales; Sporocadaceae
Product: heterokaryon incompatibility protein-domain-containing protein
Exons: 2
Coding region: 1-2322 (773 amino acids)
Source: RefSeq, a predicted model, not a curated record
AUGGACGACGACCUGGAGCGCCAGCAUCAGGAGUUCAUCAAUAGGCCGUUAAGGGAUGAGCUUCCCUGUGACAGAUGCGCCAAUUUGAAGUUAUCAACAGAGCUUUUCAACGAGAGCUUUGAUAUCGGAGAAAUUGAACUUACCAACAUUCUAGUGGAUCAUUUUAUAUUUCGCGAAGUGAACUCAGAGUAUUGUUCGUCUUGUGUAGACUUGAUGAGGCGAAUCGACCGUCAAGAGAUUACAAUUCGUCCACGUCGCAUACUAGGAUUCAAUUCAGAAUCAGAGGGAGACGAUCUCCUAGUUCGCUCCACUUUUCAAAUCAACCCUGAUCUUAGACCAUUGCUCUGCCGUGUGGACAAUGAUUCUAAAACAUUUGACUGGGGAUCUGAGUCGAAAUCAUUUGGGACAUACACCACCUCGGACAUCGUUGGUCCUGAUCAUAUUCGACAUGUUGGAGAUACUCCGAAUUACGAUGCAAUUAAAGUGUGGCUCGGUCAUUGUCUACGAAGCCACAAGCAGUGCAAUUAUUCUGGGGAUCUCAAAUCUGCUCUUGAAAUGAUAUUCCUUAUUGAUAUCGAAAAGCGGCAGGUUGUGACGUAUCCAAAGAAUGGCGAACAUGCACCAGAGUAUUUUGCUUUGAGUUAUGUGUGGGGUGGUUACAAGGGAGUCAGCUACAAGCCUCAUAGCACGCUGCCUUACCCGCUCCCGCAAACCAUUGAGGAUGCAAUAUUCGUUACAAAAAGACUGAAAUUGGGGUACUUGUGGGUAGAUGCUGUAUGCAUUGAUCAGGAUGACGACGUCCAAAAGAAGGAGCAAAUAUCUUUGAUGGCGUCGAUCUAUCGUGGUGCCGUAGCUACCAUAAUACCGCUCAGCUCAAAUACAAGCGAUGAUGGAUUCCCUCGAGUUCAUUCAGGAUCAAGAAGGUCAAACCAGCUCAGUCUCGACUUUGGUCACGGGAAGUGUCUUCAACAGAAGCUUCCACGACUCGCGGAUGCUAUCCAUGAGGCAAAAUGGAACACCCGGUGUUGGACUUUCCAAGAAAAGUUGCUGUCUCAUCGAAGAAUCUAUUUUACAGAUCACCAAGUUCACUUGAGCUGUGCAGAGCUUGUCUGUUGCGAGGCGUGGCACGAUGAGACUCACUACCACAAUAACCCAGAGGAGGAAGAUUAUUUGAUCAUGAAUCCUCCAAAUCGUGAAGAUGACCUUUUCACCCAGAACGAUCAUGAUUGCGACAUUGUUUCAGAUUUCGAAAACAUAGUGAAUCAAUAUCUCGAGCGCGAAUUGGAAAAACCAGAAGACAUUCUGCACGCUUUCUCCGGCAUCCUGGAGGAGCUUAAACAGCACAAGUUUCCAGACGGCUUUCACCAAGGGCUGCCAAAAGAAGAUUUUCAGCACUCACUACUUUGGCGAGCAGGGAAAGUUUAUGGCGUUAUGGUGGACAAGAUUUCUGGCAAGAAAUAUGGAGGCCUCAGCCAGGCUACAAAGCGCGAGUUCCUACCUCAAUUGCCGAGCUGGAGCUGGAUUAGCUGGAGGCCCAUUUCCGGAAUCAAGUUUUAUCGGCUACCGGAUCAGACACGGGAACCAGAAAUAUACUCAUUGAAACCUUGGGUACAUAUCUCCGACACUAAACAAGUCCAGCUUUACGAAGGUUCUGUUGCUUUUCGCAGAAAGUGGGAAAAGCUAGUUCUCGCGCAUCACGGCUGGUCACAAAACUUUACAAGCCCAUAUAUCACCAUCAACCAAGAUUUGAAGCAGGAUAGAGCAAUACCGGCGCAUCGCAGCAAUUUGCAUGAGCAUGCGAGGUUAUGUGUCGAAGGUAUAGUAUUACAGCUUCCAUUCCAGUUUAUGCGUCGGAAUACGCGAGUGCGUACAACAUCUAGUUACACGACCAGGUAUACUCGGGACCUUGAGCUCACAAUAUGCGACCACAUUAUCAGUAAAAGACUAGAUGUCGAGUGGCAUUUUGACAGGCGAUUUGAUCGGACCAAAAAGUAUGAAGAAGCGCUCAAAUCUUCGCCGCUCCUAUUACUUGACGCAUAUCUUCAAACAGACGGUGGAAUAUUGAUUCCAGGGGACUUUGUACUAAACUUAGAGCUUCUGGUGUUAUCCUGGAAUGGGCUUUUAGCCAGAAGAGAAGGCACAGUAACUGUUCGUCUAAAACUAGACCGGAAGCUCAAGAAUUUGAAAUCUCUAGUCCUCGGUCAUCAUUCCAUUACAAGCAGGGAUGGCAUUGACUGGCCAAGCGACCGUGUUGGUCAGGUCGACGAUACCAAAUCCGAUGGCUUCGCAAGCCUACGGAUUGAUACCGAACGGAUGAAUUAA